Messenger RNA from Cicer arietinum (chickpea), 3234 nucleotides. NCBI's taxonomy places the organism in Eukaryota, Viridiplantae, Streptophyta, Magnoliopsida, Fabales, Fabaceae. The record is from RefSeq and is a predicted model, not a curated record.
AAAAUUGGUAUGUCUAUGAAAGAAAGUGAGCGAGAAAAGUUGGUUAAACUUUUAAUUGAUUAUGUGGAUGUCUUUGCAUGGUCAUAUCAGGAUAUGCCUGGGCUAGAUACUAACAUAGUUGAACACAAGCUACCACUCAAGCCUGAAUGUGCUCCAAUUAAACAAAAAUUGAGGAGGAUGAGGCCUGAUAUGUCACUUAAAAUUAGAGAAGAAGUCAAGAAACAAUUUGAUGCUGGUUUCUUAGCAGUAGCAAAAUAUCCUCAAUGGGUGGCUAAUAUUGUACCAGUUCCAAAGAAAGAUGGAAAGGUUCGAAUGUGCGUUGAUUAUCGGGAUUUAAAUAAAGCUAGUCCUAAAGAUGAUUUUCCUCUACCUCAUAUUGAUGUCCUAGUGGAUAGCACUGCUCAAUACUCUCUUUUCUCCUUCAUGGAUGGUUUCUCAGGGUACAAUCAAAUCAAGAUGGCUCCCGAAGAUAUGGAAAAAACUACGUUCAUCACACAAUGGGGGACUUUCUGCUAUAAAGUGAUGCCAUUUGGAUUGAAGAAUGCCGGGGCAACCUAUCAAAGAGCAAUGGUAACCUUGUUUCAUGACAUGAUGCAUAAGGAAAUAGAGGUUUACGUGGAUGAUAUGAUCGCAAAAUCUCGAACUGAAGAAGACCAUGUUGUUAACCUUCAAAAGUUAUUUGAGCGACUAAGGAAGUUCAAACUUCGUUUAAACCCUGCUAAAUGCACAUUUGGUGUAAGAUCAGGCAAAUUACUUGGGUUUAUCGUUAGUCAAAAAGGGAUAGAGGUGGACCCAGAUAAAGUAAGAGCAAUACAAGAAAUGCCGGCUCCACGCACUGAAAAAGAAGUUCGUGGCUUUUUGGGUAGAUUGAAUUACAUUGCAAGGUUUAUAUCGCACCUCACCGCUACAUGCGAGCCGAUUUUCAAAUUGUUGCGCAAAGACCAAAAGGUUGAAUGGAAUGAGAAUUGUCAAAAAGCUUUCGAAAAGAUUAAGCAGUACUUAUCAAAACCUCCCAUCCUAGUGCCCCCUGUUCCUGGGAAACCACUUAUUAUGUACUUAACAGUACUUGACGAGUCAAUGGGCUGCGUACUGGGGCAGCAUGAUGAAUCUGGUAGGAAAGAACAUGCUAUUUAUUAUUUGAGCAAAAAGUUCACCAGUUGUGAAACAAGAUAUUCACUACUUGAACGAACAUGUUGCGCAUUGGCAUGGGCUGCUCGUCGGUUGAGACAAUACAUGUUAUGUCAUACAACUUGGUUGGUGUCUAAAAUGGACCCAAUUAAGUACAUCUUUGAGAAACCUGCUCUUACUGGAAGGAUCGCCCGUUGGCAGAUGUUGUUAUCAGAAUACGAUUUGGUAUAUGUUACACAAAAAUCCAUCAAAGGAAGCGCACUAGCAGAGUACUUAGCCCAUCAACCGGUAGAAGAUUAUCAAUCAAUGCAGUGUGAAUUCCCCGAUGAAGACAUAAUGAAUUUAGUUGAAGAGAUUGAAUCAUCUGAUAAAGAAAAGUGGAGGUUGGUGUUUGAUGGUGCUUCUAAUGCGUUAGGGCAUGGAAUUGGAGCCAUUUUGAUUUCUCCAGAAAACCAGUUCACUCCAUUUACGGCUAGGUUGUGUUUUGAUUGUACAAACAAUAUUGCUGAAUAUGAAGCAUGUGUUAUGGGCAUUAAAGCGGCUAUUGAAUCAAAUGUAAAAUUUCUUGAGGUAUAUGGAGACUCAUUGUUGGUCAUCCAUCAGACGAAAGGAGAUUGGGAAACGCGAGAUUCUAAAUUGAUUCCGUAUCACACCCAUAUCAAAGAAUUGACAGAACAAUUUGAGAAGAUUACUUUUCACCAUAUCCCUCGAGAAGAAAACCAGUUAGCUGACGCCUUGGCCACUUUGUCGUCAAUGUUCAAAAUAACCACUAAUCAAGACGUGCCGGUCAUAAAGAUUCAACAAAGAGAUAAACCUGCAUAUUGCUUAUCAAUAGAAGAAGAGUUGGAUGGCAAGCCGUGGUUUUAUGACAUCAAAUCAUAUGUUAAGAAUAAGGAAUAUCCAUUGGGUAUUUCAGAGAACGACAAAAGGGUUUUAAGGAGAUUGUCAAUGAAUUUCUUCUUGAAUGGUGAUGUGCUUUAUAAGAGAAAUCAUGAUAUGGUUCUCCUCAGAUGUGUGGAUAAAGCAGAAGCGGGGAAAAUUAUCCAAGAGGUUCACGAAGGUUCUUUCGGAACUCAUGCAAAUGGGCACACAAUGGCUAGAAAAAUCUUAAGGGCUGGCUACUACUGGUUGACCAUGGAAUCCGACUGCUUUAGUCACGUAAAGAAAUGUCACAAAUGUCAAAUCUAUGCUGAUAAAAUACAUGUACCACCCACUUCUUUGAAUGUUUUAACAUCACCAUGGCCAUUUUCAAUGUGGGGAAUGGAUGUUAUUGGACUCAUCGAGCCUAAGGCUUCAAAUGGACACCGGUUUAUCCUAGUAGCUAUUGAUUAUUUCACAAAAUGGGUUGAAGCCGCUUCUUAUGCCAAUGUGACGAGAAGUGUGGUUGUCAGAUUCAUCAAAAGAGAAUUGAUUUGUCGAUAUGGAUUGCCAAAUAAGAUAAUCACUGAUAACGCGACUAAUCUGAAUAACAAAAUGAUGAAAGAGUUGUGUGAUAAUUUCAAAAUUCAACACCAUAAUUCUUCUCCAUAUCGUCCGAAAAUGAAUGGGGCUGUAGAAGCAGCAAAUAAGAAUAUCAAGAAGAUCAUACAGAAGAUGGUGGAGACAUAUAAGGAUUGGCAUGAAAUGCUUCCCUUUGCAUUACAUGGCUAUAGAACCUCUGUUCGUACCUCAACAGGGGCAACUCCUUUCUCAUUGGUGUAUGGAAUGGAAGCGGUACUUCCCAUCGAAGUCGAAAUUCCCUCAAUCAAAGUCCUGAUGGAAACAAAACUAGAAGAGGCAGAAUGGGUUCAAUCACGAUAUGACCAAUUGAAUCUCAUAGAAGAAAAAAGAAUGAUAGCUUUGUGUCAUGGUCAACUAUAUCAAAAAAGACUCAAAAAAGCUUACGAGAAAAAAGUCCGUCCUCGAGAGUUUCGAGAAGGAGAAUUAGUGUUGAAGAAAAUAUUGCCCAUAAAAAAAGAUUCUCGGGGAAAGUGGACUCCGAACUACGAAGGACCAUAUGUUGUGAAAAAAGCUUUCUCUGGGGGAGCUCUAAUACUCGCAGAAAUGGAUGGAGAUGAGCUUCCACUUCCAGUAAACUCAGAUGCAGUCAAAAAAUAUUAUGCUUAA